GGUGCUCUUCACAACCUACGAAACCGCUCACCAUCACGGGCAGCGUACUGGCAACAGCUCGAUCGCACAGCACACAGCACUGCUUUCUCUUCCUUCAGCAACUCAAUUCACGUCCCUGCAUCAUCUCGGUUUCGGCGAGCCGUGUGAACGUCGUCUUUGCAGUGGUCAGUGCACCAGCAGUUUCGCGGACGCUCAGAACGUCACGGAGACGAGCUCUUUCUUUUACGCGAUCGGGAGUGUUGGUCCUUCGAGUCGGAUGAUCGAUUUGGCUGUAAUGCGGUGGUUUUGAAAGGUGGUUUUUCGUUGUUUAUUUUUCGAGAGAGAGAGAUUUCUGGAGUGUAGUGGAACGCCAUGGGGAUGCUACUGAGACACCUGACGUUUGCCCUGUUCUUCUUCUUCUUCUGCCUGUCACUGGACUCGUCUUGGGCGGAUUCGUCUUUCAACAUCAGCAGGUACAUUAAAGACAUUCCAGAGGACAUCAAACUAGGCGUGCAAACCUCUCUAAAAAUCGAGGAAGAGGUUAGACAGAAUGGAAAACAAAAGAACUCGUGUGCACCACAAGAACCAAUACCUUGCCCACCUGGGAAAUACAGGAGGCCUAACGGAGAAUGCAACAACAUAAGACAUCCUAGAUGGGGUAGCAGAGGCACUCCCUUCUUGAGGUAUCUACCUCCAACGUACGCAGAUGGUAUAUCCAAACCGCGUCAGUCAAUCACUAACCAUGCACUUCCCAGUGCUCUAGAUGUCGCUCGUUCCAUCCAAAAUACCCAGAUAGAGAAUCAUGAGUCAGUCACAGCUCUACUUGGUGCUUGGGGAGAGUUCCUCCUUCACGACUUGGCAGGAACCGGAAACCUUAAGGUCUCCCGUUGCUGCGACAAAUCAAAAGAUCAACACCCUGAAUGUUACGGAAAAAUUUCUGCAGAACAGUGCAGGGAAUACAUGAGAACCUUGCCCACCAUGGAGAUGGAGAACUGCAAUUUUGAGUACAGAAACCAGAUGAACCUAGCCUCAGCAUUCUUGGACGCAUCAGCAGUAUACGGCAGCACUGAAGCUCAGAUCUCAAAGUUGAGGACUUACGACGCUGGCCUAGUCAACAUCUCUUCAUGCUUUUCCUGCCAAACCAACGCCUUGUACUCUGCUAUAUUGCGCGAGCACAACAGAAUAGCUGUGAACCUGGCUAAGCUAAACCGUCACUGGCCUGAUGAUGUCAUAUUCUACGAAGCUAGGAGGAUUGUAGCUGCAGAAAUACAGCAUAUCACCUACAGCGAGUUCUUGCCCAUCGUUCUUGGAGAGGAAGCUAUAGUGAACUCAGAUUUGGAAUUGAAAAGUCAUGGAAGGUUCUCCAAGUACUCUAGUUCCCAGAAAGCUGGUAUAUACAAUGCUGUAGCACUUGGUGCUCUACCUGCUCUUAUGUCCUUGAUGCCAGUCAGAUUGAUGAACGAGACAGUGUCAAACUUCGCUGAAAUGAUUGAUAUGCUCAUAAAAACACCGGCUCAAGUACCUAGCUUGCAUAUGGCCAUCAAUUUGAGGUCUGACUGGGACACAGCUUCCUUGUUCAUCCAUAUGGGAAGAGAUCAUGGACUCCCAGGUUACACAACAUGGUUGAACUCGGCUAGAAAUGCUACCAGGAAGUACAAAUUUGAAGAUUUGGAGAAGAUGGGUAUGAAGAGGGAAUAUGUCAAGGCUCUCAAGUAUCUUUAUAUGGAUCCUGAAGAUGUAGACUUUUUGGUGGGAGCGGUCUUAGAGAAACCUAUGCCUGGUGCUGUUGUCGGAAGAACACUCAGUCAUUUACUGAAGCAACAAUUUAUACUACUGAAAAUAGCUGAUCGGUUCUGGUACGAAAAUGAUCUUCCUCCAAGCUCUCUCACCACAGAUCAACUGACGGAGAUCAAGAAAACAUCGAUUGCUGGACUCUUGUGCGCCAAUACAGACUACUUGGACAAAAUUCAACCUAAAGCUUUCUUCCAAGAAGAUUUAUACCUAAAUGCUAAAAUAUCUUGCGACCACUACUCGAUGCCACAGUUAACACCAUGGCUGGAAAUGGACCAUAUGGCCGAUCUGUCUGAUGACAUUCUGAUGGAUGCCUUGUCCAAAGCUGAACAGGAGGUUUUAGAGCGUAGGAAAAUCGAGUUCCAAUCUUGGAAAGAAGGACACAGCGCAGAUCCUAAAUCUCCUGUAGGCACAGCUGCCUCUUUCAGUAAAGCCAACAGGGCAGCUCUGAAACUCGCCAAUACAUCUUUACUUUUCGAAUUUGCAUCAAAUGAAAUCAUUAACUCGUUACUAAACCAUAGAAGGAAACGUCAAGUUUUCGACAACAGCAUCUUCUUAAGAGACGAUCUGUCCAAUGGACUUCAGAACGUAGACAUUUCAUCUCUGAUAGCUGCAUCUUUCUUGGAGGACCCUACUUGCGAUGAUAGUGGUCCAUGUGAUCCAACAACUCCGUUCAGAACCAUGACAGGUCACUGCAACAACAUCGCUAACCCUAGUUGGGGAAAAAGUUUAACGACUUUCAGCAGGCUUCUUCCUAGUGUUUACGACGAUGGUAUAUCAAGACCAAGAGUGGUAGGAGCUACUGGACAACCUCUACCAUCACCAAGAAUUGUUUCUUCAGUAAUACACCCCGAUAUAAGCAAUCUACAUUCGAGAUACACUUUGAUAACCAUGCAGUUUGCACAGUUUGUUGACCACGAUCUAACAAUGACACCAAUUCAUAAAGGUUUCCACGAAUCUAUACCGAAUUGUAGAUCUUGCGACAGUCCUAGGACUGUACAUCCUGAGUGCAAUCCUUUCCCUGUGCCACCAGGAGAUCACUAUUAUCCAGAAGUUAACAUAACAUCUGGACAGAGGCUUUGCUUUCCUUUCAUGAGAUCUUUACCGGGACAACAGUCUCUUGGGCCUAGACAGCAGGUCAAUCAGAACACUGCAUUCUUAGACGCUUCUCAGGUCUAUGGAGAGAAUCUUUGCGUGCUUAAAAAUCUGAAAGGAUUAAGAGGAAGAAUGAACUCAACACAGCACCCAGUUAGAGGCAGGGAACUCCUUCCACAGUCAGAUUCUCAUCCUGAAUGUAAAUCAGCAUCAGGACUUUGCUUUAUAGCCGGAGAUGGAAGAGCUUCUGAACAGCCUGGUUUAACGGUUAUCCACACUUUGUUCCUUCGUGAACACAACAGACUUUGCGAAGCACUUCGUGAGAUCAACCCUCAUUGGGACGACGAAAAGGUGUUUGAACACGCUAGGAGAAUCUUGAUUGCUGAGAACCAACAUAUGACCUACAACGAAUUCUUACCUCGUGUGCUGAGCUGGAAUGCCAUGAAUCUAUACGGUCUUAAGCUUUUGCCACAGGGUUACUACAAAGGAUACAACCCCAAAUGUAAUCCUAGCAUAGUUAACGAAUUUGCCGCUGCUGCAUACAGAAUUGGACAUUCUCUUCUAAGACCUCAUAUACCUAGGAUGAACCAACACUAUCAAGUCGUAGAUCCACCGAUUUUGUUGAGGGAUGGGUUUUUCAAGGUUGAUAUGAUAAUGCAGACUGGAAUGGUGGAUGAAAUUUCUAGAGGUUUGAUUUCAACACCCAUGGAGUCCUUGGAUCAGUUCAUCACUGGGGAAGUUACAAACCAUUUGUUUGAAGACAGAAAAAUACCAUUCUCAGGCAUUGAUUUAGUUGCAUUGAAUGUACAGAGAGCUAGAGACCACGGUAUACCUUCUUACAACAACUACAGAGCACUUUGUAACCUUAAGAGAGCUACAACUUUUGACGAUCUAAGCAGGGAGAUUCCACCAGAAGUCAUAGCAAGAUUGAAGAGGAUAUACGCCACCGUGGACGACAUAGAUCUUUUCCCUGGUGGAAUGAGUGAGAGGCCUUUACAGGGUGGUCUUGUGGGGCCAACAUUCGCUUGUAUCAUCGCCAUACAGUUCAGACAACUCAGGAAAUGCGACAGAUUUUGGUACGAGAAUAUUGACCCGACUGUUCGUUUUACUGAGCACCAACUAGCAGAAAUCCGUAAAUCCACCCUGGCCAAAUUGAUCUGCGACAAUAUGGACCACCCUGGAGAAAUCCAGAGGGCAGCAUUCGAUCUUCCGUCCAACUUUUUGAACCCUAGGGUAGAUUGUAGGAGUUUGCCAGCCAUAAAUUUGAAUGCUUGGAGGGAAAGUUCCAGUAAUGGCUGCAUUAUUGGCGACAGACAUGUGGAGGUUGGAGAGAGUGCCUUCCCCUCUCCUUGUACCAGCUGUAUAUGCAACAGUGAUGGGGGCCAAUGUGCAUCUUUGAGGGUGACAGAUUGUAACCAGCUUCUCCGGGAGUGGUCCAGAGAAGCUGUAAUGAGAGACGAGGUUUGCACAGCUCAGUGUGGCUUCUUUCUGCACAGGGGCGGAGUGCAGUCCAGCUCAUCAGCCAAUCUGAACGCGGGGUUGAUACCUCCUCCAGCCAGGCAUUUAAGAGCCAGGCAGAUAGGAAGAAACAACUUCCAGAACUUCAGAAACGACUUCAGCCCCUUCUCAGGCUUCAAGUUUCCCGAUUUAACGCCCUUCAUAGCAAAGUGAGAGCGUCAGUGAUAUAAAGUGUCAUUUAAAAAAAGAAUAUAUGAAACUUUCCAAAACGUGAGAAUUUGUAUAUUGUGUAAAUACGAGUGGAUUAUUUACCAAUGUUGUUGAUCAUGAAGGCGGUUUCCUCUGGCGUCGAAAUUAUGAUCUCUUCGUGCUAAAUACGUGAAAGUAUGAGAUUUAGACCAUCGUAUAUCGUUGUUUUAUUUGAAUGAUUGCACGAAUUUAAUUGUGAAAAGUAUUUAAAUAUAUUAUUUUAUUUUCUAA
This is a messenger RNA of Harmonia axyridis, 4803 nucleotides long. RefSeq lists its product as uncharacterized. Gene Ontology annotation, biological process: response to oxidative stress. NCBI's taxonomy places the organism in Eukaryota, Metazoa, Arthropoda, Insecta, Coleoptera, Coccinellidae. Gene Ontology annotation, molecular function: heme binding; peroxidase activity. The transcript is spliced from 15 exons. The record is from RefSeq and is a predicted model, not a curated record. Bases 352 to 4536 code for a protein of 1394 amino acids.